CUCCCUUCUCCCCUUUCCUCCCCUCCCCGCAAAGUUCCAUUUUUUGGUUUCUUCUCUUCUUCUUCUUCUUCUUCUUCUUCUUCUUCUCUGUCUCACUCUCCCCUGUUCUAGCUUCCGAAAAUGUCCAUAAACAAUUUCUACCACCAAAUCCCAUCCGAACAGCAGGAGCAGCAACCGCAGUUGUGGUGGCAACAAAUGGACCCAACCCCAACUACAAUCCCAAACGCUUCUUCAUCUUCCUCCAACUCCUCUUCCCCUUCUUCCUCCAAAUUACAAUCUCACCCCUCCAAUUGGCCAACGCCGGCCCCCCACCACCACAACAUCCCCAAUUGGCUCUCCGCCGCCCACAACCAAAUCCAGAACCACAACCACAACCUCAAUUUCAAUCUCAACCACGACGAUGACGACGACGAAUUGGAGGCGGAAAGAGUGGUAGAAGUAGACAAGGAAGGGAUGUUCGAGAAGCCGCUGACGCCGUCGGACGUGGGGAAGCUGAACCGGCUGGUGAUACCAAAGCAGCACGCGGAGCGGUACUUCCCGCUGGCGGGCGAGGCGGUGGAGAAGGGCCUGCUGCUGAGCUUCGAGGACGAGUCGGGGAAAUGCUGGCGGUUCCGCUACUCCUACUGGAACAGCAGCCAGAGCUACGUGCUCACCAAAGGGUGGAGCCGCUACGUGAAGGAGAAGCAGCUGGACGCCGGCGACGUCGUUUUGUUCCAGCGCCACCGCAGCGACGCCCACAGGCUCUUCAUUGCCUGGAGGAGGAGAGGCAGCAGCGCUAAUAAUUCUGAUCAUUAUAGUCAACAGCUUUACAAUCAGGCGGUCGGCAGCGGCGGAGGGGGGUGGGGGAGAGGAGUGGUAGGUGGCUUGAAGGCGGCGCAGCCUUAUCUGGAAGACGGUGGCGGCGGUGGUGGUGGGAUGCGGUCUAAUAAUGUGGGAUACCAACAACCUGAGUGUGUUGAUGCACCAGGAGAGGAUGAGCCAAGUGGAGGCAAGAUGCUGAGGCUGUUCGGUGUGAACAUGGAGUGGCAGCCGGAAUAUCAGUGUUCGUCGGUGGCCGAGCCUACUUCUUCUGCAGCACUUCAUCUACUUGAUCAUGAUAACUAGACUUCUCCCCUCCUCAGGAUGAGAUACACUUGACGACUUGAUUCCACACAAACAGGAGAAAAAGAAUAGGGAGGGAAAUUAUUGCCCCCCUUUUUUUAAUUCUCCAUUUCUGGCUGGGCUUACGAGCUGGCUCCUGAUGAUCAUAUGAGGAUUAUCAAAAAAAAAAAAAAGGAAGAAAAGAGAUAGGGACUAGUUGAUACAGAUAGUGCCCUAAUUAAUUUGAUAAUUAGGUUUUGUUAGUGUCUCUUAUGGUGAGACAGAUUGUUAUAAUUAGGCAUGCACAUGUGUCGAAUUUGCAAUUAAAGAUUACUCUGCAA
This is a messenger RNA of Linum trigynum, 1421 nucleotides long. The record is from the annotation of a GenBank genome assembly. Lineage: Eukaryota; Viridiplantae; Streptophyta; Magnoliopsida; Malpighiales; Linaceae.